GGCGCGGAGGGGAGGGCCGGCCGGGGCAGGAAUGCGCGGCGGGCGGGCGGAGGACGCAGGAGGCGAACGACGGAACAUGUAAGGGCACAUCCCUCGAGCAGCCGCCCAGCGCGCAGGCAGAGCCCAGCGGAGCGAGCGGGCGAGCGCAGAGCCAGUGCGCAGCGGGGCUUUCGGGCCGGAAAGCAGCGGGCGGCACCGGGCAGUGGCGAGCCGGGGCAGCUCGAGCGGCGUGGAGGAGCGGCGGAGGGCCGGAGCGGGGGCUGCGGGCGGCCGAGCGGGCGGCGGUGGCUGGAGGACUGCGCGGCAGGCGCGCGACUCAGCAGGGGCGCAGGUGGCAGGGAGAGCGGCCAGCCGGCCCCGGGCGCCAGAAUCCGGCGCGGCCCAGCCGGGAAGGGCGCCGCGCCCACCGUAGCCUACAGCCUGCCCGGGACCUCGGGGCGCCCAUGACGGCGGCGGCGACGGUGCUCAAGGAGGGCGUGCUGGAGAAGCGCAGCGGCGGGCUGCUGCAGCUGUGGAAGCGGAAGCGCUGUGUGCUCACCGAGCGCGGGCUGCAGCUCUUCGAGGCCAAGGGCACCGGCGGCCGGCCCAAGGAGCUCAGCUUCGCCCGCAUCAAGGCCGUGGAAUGCGUGGAGAGCACCGGGCGCCACAUCUACUUCACGCUGGUGACCGAGGGCGGCGGCGAGAUCGACUUCCGCUGCCCCCUCGAAGAUCCUGGCUGGAACGCCCAGAUCACCCUGGGCCUGGUCAAGUUCAAGAACCAGCAGGCCAUCCAGACAGUGCGGGCCAGGCAGAGCCUCGGGGCCGGGACCCUUGUGUCCUAACCCCCCCCCAGCUUACCAUCUCACCUUUACACUGCGCACCCUCCCCACCACGUGGUGCCCAGAGGUCAAGUCAGCUUUCCUGCCCCUUUUGUCUCAUGGGGCAUGACUAUGCUCCCUGUGUCGAGGCAGAAGCCGUGGUUGUGCGGAGGAGGCGUUGGACCUGAAGGAAUGGACGGGGCCCGGGGAGGAGGGCAGAAGGCCACGUGGGGCUGAGGAUGAAGAUUCAGCCCCUGGACAGUUGCAGACUUUCGGGACAUUCCCAGCUCAGGGCCUUGUAGCCACAGGCCUGACUUGUGUCUCAUGAUGGAGAGCUGGCAUCAAAGCGUCCUCUCCCCAGCGGCCCUGUCAUCCGUUCUGCAGAUUGCUGUUGGUCCCCAGCUUGGUGCCAUGCCUGGAAGAGGAUGUGUCCCCAUGGGGUGCGCAGCCAGCGCCUCAGGACUCGGGAGGCCAGCCUGGUACCCAGCGGGGGAUCCCCCCGGCAUCACCUCUGGACUCACCUUGGUGGGGGGGGGGAGCUGAUGGGCCCCGAGGCCCACACGUGGGGGUCUCCUGCUGCUUAGGUCCUUCUGGGACCCCCACCCAUCCAGGCCUUCUCUUUGCACACUUCUUCCCCCACCUCCUGCCCAUCUUCCCCCCACUGUGGUGCUCGGCCUGGAGGUGGUGGGGGUGGGGUGGGGGUUUGACCAUUAUCAUUUCAUGCCUAUCCCAAAAUGAAGAUGCCCCACGGAGGGCAGUGAA
This is a messenger RNA of Lutra lutra (Eurasian river otter), 1559 nucleotides long. RefSeq names its product pleckstrin homology like domain family A member 3 (gene PHLDA3). The transcript has 2 exons. The record is from RefSeq and is a predicted model, not a curated record. Gene Ontology annotation, molecular function: phosphatidylinositol phosphate binding. Bases 444 to 821 code for a protein of 125 amino acids. Gene Ontology annotation, biological process: positive regulation of apoptotic process; intrinsic apoptotic signaling pathway in response to DNA damage by p53 class mediator; negative regulation of phosphatidylinositol 3-kinase/protein kinase B signal transduction. NCBI's taxonomy places the organism in Eukaryota, Metazoa, Chordata, Mammalia, Carnivora, Mustelidae. Gene Ontology annotation, cellular component: plasma membrane.